Molecule: messenger RNA, 2733 nt
Organism: Oncorhynchus mykiss (rainbow trout)
Lineage: Eukaryota; Metazoa; Chordata; Actinopteri; Salmoniformes; Salmonidae
Source: RefSeq, a predicted model, not a curated record
UCGUUUUAUAGUGCACUAUUUUUAACCGUAAGGAUCUGGUUAAAGUGAGCGUACUAGGAAUAGGGUACCAUUUGGAACGUCUUAACUUCUGACUACGCACAACUCGAGUCACAUGUCGCGGCUGUGAGCUGGUCUCUCUAGACGAGUUGACACUUCUUUCCGCCCGCUAAGAGGACGGUGUGAAGUUUUGAGAAGUCACGGAGUACCGGGGAGAAGGCGACAGCAAAGGCCAUGGCGACCGGAGACAGUGGCGGAGAGAGCCUAGAGUCGUGGCUGAACAAGGCCACAGACCCGUCUAACUCAGAAGACAGGUGGGACAGUAUCCAGGGCUUCUAUGACCAGGUCAACCAGGAGGCUGAUGGUCCUCAGGUUGCCACUCGUCUCCUGGCCCACAAGAUCCAGUCUCCUCAGCAGAGAGAGGCUCUGCAGGCCCUCACAGUUCUAGAAGCCUGCAUGAACAACUGUGGCAAGAGGUUCCACAGUGAGGCGGCAAAGUUCCGCUUCCUCAAUGAACUCAUCAAAGUCCUGUCUCCAAAGUUCCUGGGUCAGUGGAGUGGUGCGGAGGUGAAGCUGAGGGUGACGGAGGUUCUGUACAGCUGGACUUUGUGGCUCAAAGAAGAACCCAAGAUUCAGGAGGCCUACCGCAUGCUGAAGAAACAAGGCCUUGUGAAGAAGGACCCUAAACUCCCAGACACCAUUGUGAUGCCUCCUCCCUCACAGAGAGCUGAGGACUCUGUGUUCAACCAGGAGGACAAGGCCAAGUUGUUAGCCACACUCCUGAAGAGCAGUAGUCCUGAAGAUCUGCAGACAGCCAACAGACUGAUCAAGAACACCAUCAAAGAAGAGCAGCAGAAAGCAGAGCUUGUAUCUAGACGUGUCUCUACCCUGGAGGAGGUCGCUAGCAGAACCAGACAGCUGAGAGAGUUACUACAGCAACACGGUCUCACCGGGCCCUCCACACACCACACUGACCACCUGAAGGCCCUCUACGAGAGCUGUGAUAGGCUCAGACCCAACCUUUUCCGAUUGGCCAGCGACACUGUCGACGAUGACGAAGCUUUAGCUCAGAUCCUGCGGGCCAAUGAUGAGCUGACCCUGGUGGUCAACAUGUAUAAAGACAUGAUGGGUGGGAGAGAGAGCAACAGGAUGAGAGGAGGAGGUGGUGGAGAGCGCUCCAUAAACAACGGUCCCAGCAGCCCCAGAGAGAUAAAGAGUUACCAUCUAAUAGACCUGUCAGCCCUGGACUCUCCACAGACACAUAGACCACCUUCUAAAGACAUGUCUUCCUCCGUCUCACCUCCCCACCACGUCUCCUCCUUCCUAUCCUCCUCCUCUACCCCCCAGCCUCGGCUUGGCACCCCUCCUCCCUCCUCUUCCUCUCCUCCCUCCUGUCAACGGCUCAACAGUACUCCCCUAUCUCUAAUCGAUCUGGACGCGACAGGGCUGGAUAAACCAGCAUCGUCUCAAAGCCAGAGCAGCACGUACUACCAUGAACUCCUCCAGAUGAGAGGAGGAGAGGAGAACACAGGGAGAGACCAUUCCCUGACCACGUGGGGGUGUGGAGGGAGAGACCACCCACUGGUGGCCCGGGGUUGCGGCAGUGGCUCGUCAAAUGGAACAGACUGGGCGUGCCUUCAGAAUCGUCCAAUUGUGAUGUCAGGAUCACCAUCAAACUCACAGAGUCAGCCAAUGACCGAGUCAGGAUCUCCAGUGAAAUCAGAGAGUUUCAAUCUCCCAGAAUCCUUAGCAGAGAUCCACGUCCCACUGGAAUCCAUUAAACCAAGUCGAUUGGAGCCAAUCACAGUGUACGACCAGAAUGGCGUCCAUGUUUCCCUCCAUUUUGCCAAAGACCCGCCCCCGGGACACCCUAACGUUGCUGUGGUUAUCGUCUCCACGGUGAACACCUCCGCACUUCCUGUUAAAGACAUCCUGUUUCAGGCUGCCGUUCCCAAGACCAUGACAGUGAAGCUCCAGCCGUCUUCAGGGAAUGACCUCCCCUCCUACAACCCUCUGCUGCCCCCUGCUGCCCUCUCACAGAUACUGCUCCUCUCCAACCCACACAGGCAUAAGGUACGUCUGCGCUACAAGCUGACCCUGGUCCACGGUGAUGGAGAGCAGAGCCUCAGUGAGAUGGGAGAGGUGGAGGACUUCCCUGACUGGGUCUCCUGGAUGGGCCUCUGAUCUGAGAGAACCCUGCAUUGAAUUCUUGAACCUGACAGAGAGAGAGACAUUCUAGAACCUGACAGAUAAAUAUUCUGGUACCUGAUAGAGAAAGGUUCUGCAGCAUAAUGUGGAACCUUCUGCGAUUGCUGCCUUGACCGCCAUGAUGUCAUGUAGUUGGUCAUAUGAUCUGUGAUUCGUGUGUAUUUACUUUUGAUAUGCGGUCAUCCUUGGAGGUUCUUAAAAACUGAUAUUUAUUUAGUAUUUGAAGUAGGCUCUGGGAGACCACUCUAGUGUUAGGUGUGGGUGUGUCCAUUUGUGUGUUCUUGUGUUUGUCUGAUUGACCCGGCUUUGUCAACUCGGUGCCAAAUGACCCACCUGGGUUACGUUUCUCCACCUUUUUAUACCAAACUAGACCAGGUGAACCAGGUGCCUCUGCUACUGACCUGUUGUUCACCUGGCUCCUGUGUGAGUUGCUUGUUGUGUUUUUGUUCAUCGUCUGAUUGAUUGAUUGAUGCCUCAGAUACGACACUCUGAAAUCUGUGAUCAAUAAAACAUAGAAUGCUGUUCUUA